GGUAAAGUUUGUAGCGUAGAGGCAUCCUGCUCACUUUUGUGUUGUCAGCCUUAUCUCAAUCUAGUUGAGGUUCAGGGACGUAAGGCGGUUUUGAUUUGCAAGUGGGCCAGAUCUGUCUGAUACACUGCUCUCAGAAUGCAUCCGUUCACCACUAUAGCUGUGUUGGUCCUUGGUUGCUUUGCAGUCCUGGGCAACUGUGCCCCGAGCUUGAAUUCAAAGAGAACGAAUGCGGUUUGUCGAGUUGAAGAACGAUUACUGCGACAAAUGAGGCACAAGGUCCACGUGUUGUCUAGAGAUGCUCAAAGGCAGGACGAGGACACGGACACCAGGCUGGUGGGAAAGGAGCUAUUCCGAGGGCUAGAGGAAUCUGGCAGCUGCUACGUGCUCAGAGAAGUGAUUGACUUCUAUCUUAUAACAGUUCUGAACUCCGCCGAAUUGCAGGCCAAGUACCGGCACCUGGACGAGGUGAAGGAGUUUCUCACCGUCCUGAUGAAACGGCACAUGUCUGAUUGCGAUACAGAGGAGAAAAUGCAAGCCAACGAAAACAUUGAGCGACUGAAGCAGAAAGUGGACCAGCUGGGCGAGGCGAGUAAGGCCAAGGUUGUGGGGGAACUUUUCAUCCUCCUUCAGGAGAUAGGGAGCCGCUGCUCAACCGCUGAAAGAUAACCUGGCGACGAGGGGAAACCAGGAAUCGAUGGAUGAGGAAAGGGCUCAAGACACAAGGACACUGUGAUAGUUUCUCAAGAACACGUUUUGUUAACUUACCAAAUGAAAUAUAUUUAUUUCUGAUGUAUUUAUUGUGUAUAACGUUAUACACAUUCAUUGUAAUUACUUACAGUAAGUUAUGUAGCAAUCUAUAUUGCAUUGUUAAUGAGCACUUGUAACAUUCUAUAUUUAAACUUAUUAUUUAGAAAUUUGAAGGUUGUCUUUUAUAAAAUAAACACAUAUUUGAAAUUAAACAAACCACGUGUUAUUCGUUCAUUUUUUUUUGUGAAUGACGUGCGGAACAUUCUGAAGAAGGGUCUCGAUCCGAAACGUCACCCAUGCUUUCUCUCCAGAGAUGCUGCCUGUCCCGCUGAGUUACUCCAGUUUUGUCCAUCUAUGGUGUGAACCAGUAUCUGGAUUUUUUUCCUACACAGUUUUCUGUACAACCCAUUCUGUGAUUGGCAAAGCAGCCGACGAAGUCUUCUAGUGUUUUAAUGCAACCUCGGCACUGCUUGCUAUGAUAAACAGCCAACCGAGUGUCACUGGGAAACACUUAGGUGCCGCGUAACACACUAGACUCCCCUUUAAAUCUGAAUGGUGCGGUGGCUUAGAUAACAUAAAUGGUUUUUAAAAAAAAGUUAUCUAUUUUGUAUUUAAUAGUUUUAACAGCUGGUAACUUGUGACCAAAACCCACCAAUACAACACGGUUAAGUGGGAACAGGUUAACAAAUAGUUGGGAUUUUAACUUUCCGUUGAAGUUAUCCGAGAAAAUCAAACAUGAAGGCGAAUGAUUUGAUUCUUUUUUCUUAUUUUGUUGUCGUCCAAACGUCUUAAUUUUAGAGGGAUCUGCCAAGAAUUACUUUUCCGCGGGUAAAGUAGUAAACAUCCGGUCGGUACAAUGAACACAUAUUGUUUUACCAUCACAGAAAUAACACAGAAAUAACUAAAACCGUAUUCUGUCAAAUAAAGUACUUAAAAGCCGAGUUACUGCCUUUUCACACGGAGAAACAGGACCGUCGCUUUGGCCUUUAAACGGCAGAAUAGCGGAACAUCUAAUGUGGAUGGAGAGUUCCUCACAAAAACCAUUACCAGCAGAAACAUUCCUCCAUCUCAUAAAUAAACCCAACGUCCAGAAAUGACAGGGUCACCGAAAGGAUAAAGUCAAGCUCGCUUGGCGGAAGAUGCUGAGGAGAAAGUUUGUUGCUAUUAUGUAAUGGAGUCCGUUGCACAAAACAUAGACAGAGAACAGAACAGCACAGGAACAGGCCUUUCGGCCCACAAUGUCCAUGCUGAACAUGAUGCCACAUUAUAUUAAUCUCCCGUUUGUACGUGAUCCACACCCUUUUAGUUCCUGCAUUUGAAACAUUUAAAAUUACAUUAUCCGAUUAAUGUAAUGUCAACCUGACCAGGGUAAGAUGUAAAAUGUAAAAUGUUUCGCCGUUCUCUAUAAGAGAAAAACUAUUCACCACUGGUGGUAGAAUCUGGAUUGGAGUUGAUGGGAAUGUGAAGAGAUUAAAAAGGGGCUAGUA
Messenger RNA from Leucoraja erinaceus (little skate), 2234 nucleotides. RefSeq names its product interleukin-22-like. The record is from RefSeq and is a predicted model, not a curated record. Gene Ontology annotation, cellular component: extracellular region. NCBI's taxonomy places the organism in Eukaryota, Metazoa, Chordata, Chondrichthyes, Rajiformes, Rajidae.